AAUUUCGAAAUCUAAGAUUUGGUAUAGUAAAAUAGAAAUACAAAUAAUAAUACUAUAUCAUUUAAUGGUAGAACAAUCUAAUGUGUAAUGGUGCAUUGUAUUAAAAUGAUGUACUUUCUAAAUAAAGACCAAACUACUAUUAAUGAAAACUCUAGCCAUAAUAUAAAUCAGUGCCAUUUUCAUAAUAUACCACGUAACUCUAAAAUUAUUUUUAUAUGUUGAUUUUGUUUUAAUAAGAUAUAUCAUAUAUGUAAUAGUUCAUUAUAACUUUUUAUCAAAGUAAAAAAAUACAUAACCAAGUCGUCUUCACUUGUGAUAAAUGGGUUUCAACCGGAAUUUCCAUAUUGGGUUCGAGAUCGUGCUAUUUUGAUCGAUUAGUUAUGUAUCUGAUUCUACGUUUCGUGAGAUUAGUUUUUGGUAAUAGAAAAAUUUUAGGAUCUAUACAGUUAUAAAAAAUAAAUAAAACAAACAAUAAUCUUACUUUAUAGUAUAUCCUGGAUUUAUAUAUUCUCAAAAUCAAUAAGAAAAAUAUCAAGUAACCAAACAGAAAUUAAAAUCCAAGAGCAUUAAAAUAAAAAUUAAAAAAAUCUUUGUGACUUCAUUCUCAGUUUGAUUCCAGUAUCCAGUGUUCGUUUAGAUGUUAUAUAACUUAUAUCUAGAAAAAAAUCUAGAGAACUUGCCUGACAAGUUCUUACGUGACCAAAUAGGUCAACAAGAUCACAAAUCAACGUAGGGCAGGUCGUCUACGCGGACAAAAGAGCAGUCAGCAUUUCUCCCGUUGCUUUCGUCGUUGCGUCGUUACAUUUGUUUUACUUUUUAACCACAUACCAAACAAUACUAGCUAUAAGUAAGUAUUGUAAGUUAAAUAAAGAUUGACCCCGUUACUCUUUUAAUGGUCGUCGCAAUGCUUUUGGUAUAUGGUCGUCGCGUCGCAAUGCUUUUGUUAUUUAGAAAUAGAAAAAAAAAUAUGUGGGGUCAUAAUAUUAGAUUCCUGGUAGUUUCCUACGCAAUUUCUAUAUAAUAGAUAUCUUCAUCAAGAAGGUUCAACAUCUCAAACCAGACCUCAUCUUGUUCUUACUUUAAUAAAUAUAUCGGAAAUUUCUGAAGCUUUUUGCUUGUUGUCUUCAGCCAUGACCGCUAAGAAAGCUGUGUUGCAAUUGAGUGUUCACGAUGAGAAAAUCAGGAAGAAAGCGUUUGUGACCGUUUCUCGAUCUCCAGGGGUCUCUUCGAUAACAAUGGAUGACAAAACCGGGAAAAUGACAGUAGUUGGAGAAGUUGAUACACCAGUUCUCGUGAUGAAGCUAAGGAAACUGUGUAAUGCAGAAAUCGUUUCGGUUGAAGUUGUUAAACCACCUGAGAAAAAGCCUGAACCGGCAAAACCGGAUCCAGCAAAACCUGCUCCGGCUAAACCAGCUGAAAUUGUUGCCUUUCCAGUUACGCAUAUGAACUACCCGUACCAGUAUCAUUCUUCCUAUGCAAAUUCGUACUAUCAGCCAUACGGGAAUUCUAGAGUUGUAGAGGAACCAAAUACUUGUGUGCUUAUGUGAUUUAAUUAGCUAGAAUUGUUUUUAAAAUAAUGUUAGUUACGUAAUAAUUUGUUUUGAUGGGAGAGUGUAUUUUUUCUGUGGUUCUGUGUAAUAUAUUACUCGUCUGAGCUCUAUAGUCUAUGUUAACAAAUCAUUUAUGUAUGAUAAAGUUGAGCUUCUUUUUUUUUGAUAAAGUUGAGCUUUAUAGUC
This is a messenger RNA of Raphanus sativus (radish), 1736 nucleotides long. RefSeq names its product heavy metal-associated isoprenylated plant protein 13. The coding region runs from base 1131 to 1547 and encodes 138 amino acids. The record is from RefSeq and is a predicted model, not a curated record. Gene Ontology annotation, molecular function: metal ion binding. The transcript is spliced from 2 exons. NCBI's taxonomy places the organism in Eukaryota, Viridiplantae, Streptophyta, Magnoliopsida, Brassicales, Brassicaceae.